AUGCGUCGCAACAAGCAAGGAUCUUCAACGCAUCGCACGUACAGGGCAGGCCGCGCUGCAGGCGCAGAAGCUGCACGAAAGAUGGACGGAGACACGUUGGCUGGAGCACCCGGACGGAUAGCCCAGGGCGCCUGCAAGCCUGCUGCGCUUCGGCGAGCUGACUCGGGUCUUGACGUGUUCAGUGAGAACGAUGCGCCAACAUCACCGAGCAAGAGUUCGCGCCCGGCAAAGGCACAGCAGAUGGAUGUUAGAAGUCGCCGAGGCGGCGAUGAACAGCGUGCGCACGACUCGGCGGCCUGA
Moesziomyces aphidis is the source of this 300-nucleotide messenger RNA. The record is from the annotation of a GenBank genome assembly. NCBI's taxonomy places the organism in Eukaryota, Fungi, Basidiomycota, Ustilaginomycetes, Ustilaginales, Ustilaginaceae.